UCUUGGCUCUCGAUUCUUGGCAUCUUUACGAGAUAUCCCUCACCCUCGCUUGUCUGUUGUCUCACCCUCCACCUUUCCUUAAAUCUCUUCAUUCUCACUUCCAUCUCUCUCCACAUUCAAUUCAUCUCUCUCUCUCUCUCUCUCUCUCUUACAGACACUCCUAGAAACAGAGGGAAAAGAGAAGAAAGAAACCACAAUUUCACAAAAAAUGAACGUGUUGGAUUCCCAAGUGGAGGCUCUUGUCUUCAACUACCUCACCUUUGGUUUCCUCACUCUCCUCAACAACUUUUGGACUUGGCUCGCACUUCUCACCGCAGCCCUCAGCUUCUGGAAGAUUCGCUCAUCGGUUUGCCCCGAACCCGAAAUAGGUGACCCGACCAGAGAGCUGGUAGUUGAAGCUGCCAUUCCCGAGGCGGUAACGCCGCUAGUUGAGUCAGCUGCUGUCGUGGAUGCGGCUCCGUUGGCGGUUACUGAGGACGUUGACGGCGUAAGGAAGGGGAAGUUUACGGUGUACUACGAGGAGGAGGGUGAUGAUGAGGGCGCGCAAUGCAUGCGCGGCGAGAGAGAGGGAUCUUUGACUUUGACUCUGCCUUUGAUGGCGUGGAGGGAAGAAGGGUGCGAAGUGGAGUGGUGGGAAAAGUGGGAGAGGUUGUUACGGUUGAGGAACGGCGUUAAUGAGGGCGGAUGGUACACGUGUCAGGACUUGACGGAGCUUAACGGGAACGUUGUGAGGUUGUGGGAUGGUGGGUUCCGGUGUAGAGAAUCAUGGUACAGCUACAGCUGUGUUGAUGUUUGGUGAAAUCAAUAAUGAUGAUACAAUAAUGAAUAAUAAUAGUAAUAAAAUAAUAAAUAUUAAUAAUGGUAGCUUUAAUUUGUUAGUUAGAGACAUAGGUUAGGUAGUGUACUUUUGUAAUUUGAGGAGGAAUUUAUUAUUUUUAAUUAGUAGUUAAUUAUUAAUGAUUAAAAAUAUAAGUUUAAAACAUGUUAGAUUAUUAAAUUAAAAAAUUAAAUUAAUAAUUAAAAAUAAUAAAAAAUAAAAAAUUCUAAUGACGAGUAUUUUUCAUUUGGGAAUUGGGCAACAUGCAUGUACAUAUAUGGUGAUUUCUGAUUUGGUAGUGAUUUCAGAAUUUUGGAUGAUGGAACUUAAAUUAAUUAAAGAGGAAGCAGUUUCAUCAUCUUCACUCA
Molecule: messenger RNA, 1185 nt
Organism: Arachis duranensis
Lineage: Eukaryota; Viridiplantae; Streptophyta; Magnoliopsida; Fabales; Fabaceae
Exons: 1
Coding region: 209-799 (196 amino acids)
Source: RefSeq, a predicted model, not a curated record